This is a messenger RNA of Porites evermanni, 626 nucleotides long. The record is from the annotation of a GenBank genome assembly. NCBI's taxonomy places the organism in Eukaryota, Metazoa, Cnidaria, Anthozoa, Scleractinia, Poritidae.
AUGAAGCGAAUGAAAAAUAAGAAGAAACAAGACGAAAAAGAAACUGACAUGACGUUAGCAUUCAGACUGUUCGACGCCAACCAAAAGGGGUACAUCGAGUCAGCGGAUCUACGCUACAUUAUAUUAAAUAUGGACAAUAGAAUACCACGUGAUGAGUUGAACGAGUUGAUUACAAGCGCCAAGCUUGAUCAAGAUAGAAGAGUAACCUAUGAAGGUGAAAAUUAAGUAUUCAGUUCAUCGUGUUAACAUUUAAAAAUUCUUGUCUUUGAAACAGAACAUCUUCUUGAAAUAUUAAAGCGAUCGAAACUCUGCAAGAGGGCGGUUCAACAGAGUGGACACUUACUAAAUCAUCGCCCCAACAACUUUAAAACAAUGCGGAAACCUCUCAAGAGACCAUUUUUUCUUGUCCAAGCGUUCACUCACUGUAGCUAGCCUAGUUUCUGAGAGAAUACAGCAUGCGCAAAGUUAACUCUCUGUAAGCCUGACAUCACUAUCUAUUUAAUAUAGAUGUACUCCGAUUAAGAAACAGAACUGACUCAUCAAUCAAUAACCAGGUGACAUUUGACCGACAUUAUGUUUGUUCUGCAGAAUUUCUUGUUCUUUUCGAGUCACUUGAAGAGGAAUAA